Messenger RNA from Culex pipiens pallens (northern house mosquito), 3550 nucleotides. Its product is annotated as tyrosine-protein phosphatase corkscrew-like. Gene Ontology annotation, molecular function: protein tyrosine phosphatase activity. Bases 606 to 2855 code for a protein of 749 amino acids. The transcript is spliced from 10 exons. Lineage: Eukaryota; Metazoa; Arthropoda; Insecta; Diptera; Culicidae. Gene Ontology annotation, biological process: protein dephosphorylation. The record is from RefSeq and is a predicted model, not a curated record.
UCCAAAAAAAAUUCUCUCUGUCAUCUCUGGUAAAAAAGGACGAAAAGGGGAAAGGAGCCUACUUUUGGUGACAGUCUUAGGGAAGGUCACGUUCCGAUUUGAGUGGACGAUCGGGAAUUGCAGCGAAUUUUGUUUGUUUACCAAAUUUAACCGGUUUUUGGUAUUUUGAGACGAUCCUCCAGCGAUUGGAAGGACCGCCACACCCAGGGCAGCCACGCGAAUUUUGAAGUUGAGUUGAAGAACAAACACGUGGAGUGUGCUGGGAAGAGCGUUUGUGAUUUCCCUAAGCAAGUUUGAAGGAAAAAAAAGUGUUGCCAAAAUGUCCGGUGGAUUCUUCUUCGAGCACAUUGUGGAGUUCCUGCUGCCAAAGAGUGACGCCCAGAAGGUCGCCGAGGCCGAAGCCAAGCAGAAGAAGUCAAGUGAUCAGAAGGUCCAGCUGAAGAAGUGAAAAAAUCACCGGAGAAAACAUUAAAAACUAAUAAAAACAGUGUUGCCAGAAAGACUAAGCUCCUCUGGAAGGAGCGAUCCAAGUAGACGUUGAGUUACCGGUCAUUCGUGACCCACUAGGACGUAAUAUCGUAAAAAGUGUCGCGUCAAAGCCUACCAUGAUGUUCAAGAAGUACGUGCUCAAGUUGACGAACACGAUCGGAACGGUGGACUACCUGCGGAAGAAAUCGUCGGAAAAGUCGGAUGUGAUCCGGCCGCCGGUCUACCGCAAGCAAAAGUACUCCCGCGCCGGGCUGGACCUGGAGGCGGACUACAUGCCCCGGUCGCGCUACCCGAGUGCCUGCUCGACGGACAGUGCCAUCACCAGUGCUGGCAGCUCGUCCAGCAGCAGCAGCGGAAGCAGCGCCGGAAGUGGCAGCGACACCGACUCGGAACCGGCCUCGCCCGACAUCCUGCUGAACGCCAACAAGGACAACGUGCUGCUGUUCGAGACGGCCCUGCUGGCCCUGCCGGCCGCCCAGAUCAUCAUCUCGACGGCCAUCGCGGAGCUGCGGAACGCACCGGAACUACAAGCAUGGUUCCACGGUAAUCUGUCCGGCAAGGAGGCGGAACGGCUCAUUCUGGAACGGGGCAAGAAUGGCUCCUUUCUAGUGCGUGAAUCUCAGAGCAAACCGGGCGACUUUGUGCUUUCCGUGCGAACCGAGGACAAGGUGACACACGUGAUGAUUCGGUGGCAUGAAAACAAGUACGACGUCGGCGGCGGCCAAAAGUUCGGCACGCUGUGCGAGCUGAUCGAGCACUACAAGCGCAACCCGAUGGUGGAGAUCUGCGGCACGGUGGUCCACCUGCGGCAACCCUUUAACGCAACGCGCAUCACCGCCGCAGGAAUCGACGCCCGGGUCGAGCAGUUGCAGCGCGAAAACGGCAGCCACUGUUACGGCAAGGGUGGCUUCUGGGAGGAGUUUGAAUCUCUGCAGCAGCAGGAGUGCCGGCACACGUUCUCGAGGCGCGAGGGCCAACGGAACGAGAACCGGGUCAAAAAUCGCUACAAGAACAUUCUGCCCUUCGACCACACCCGCGUCAAGCUGAAAGACGUGGACAGCUCCGCGCCUGGCGCCGAAUACAUCAACGCCAACUACAUCCGGCAACCGACCGAAUCGGAACAGAACGAGAUGAGCUCCUCGUCGGAGAACCUGGCCCAGCAAAACAACAACUCCUCCUCCUCCUGCAACAACACCUCAUCCGCGUCCGCAACCUCCAACGGCAGCGGGACUCCGACGACGUACGCCAGCAUCAACCAGCAACCGACGAAGAACUGUCAGAGCUGCCAACUGCUCGGCAAACCGUGCUCCCAGUGCUCGUUGAAGGCGAAUGAGUCCAAACACAAGCGAAACGAAUCGUUGACGUCCCGGUUGCAGCUGCAGGCCGGCGGUUGUCCCACCGGAGGAGGACUGCUCCGUGGAACCGGCGCCGCCGACGAGAAGGACCUCUUCAAGACGUACAUCGCGACGCAGGGCUGCCUGGCGAACACGAUACAGGACUUUUGGAACAUGAUCUGGCAGGAGAACACCCGCGUGAUAGUGAUGACCACCAAAGAGAUCGAGCGGGGCAAGAAGAAGUGCGAAAAGUACUGGCCCGACCCGCAGCAGAGCCGGGAGUGGGGCCAGGCCCGGGUGACCUGCCUGAGCGAGACGAGCACCGCCGACUACACGCUGCGGGAGUUUCUGCUGGCGUGGCGGGGGCAGGACGAGCGCAAGAUCUUCCAGUACCACUUCCAGGUGUGGCCCGACCACGGCGUCCCGUCCGACCCCGGCUGCGUGCUCAACUUUCUGCAGGACGUGAACGCGCGCCAGGAGCAGCUGCAGCUGGAGGGACUCGCGCCGGGCCCAAUCUGUGUCCACUGUUCGGCGGGAAUCGGUCGCACGGGAACGUUCAUUGUGAUCGAUAUGAUUCUGGACCAGAUUGAUCGGGAAGGCCUCGACUGCGAGAUCGACAUCCAGCGGACGAUCCAGAUGGUGCGCUCGCAGCGCUCCGGCAUGGUCCAGACCGAGGCGCAGUACAAGUUCGUGUACUACGCCGUGCAGCACUACAUCCAGACGCUGUUCCAGCGCAAGCGGGCCGAGCAGCAGAGCCUGCAGGUCGGCCGGGAGUACACCAACAUAAAAUAUGCAUGUGAUAGCAGUGAUCUGCAGCGGUCGCCCCUGCCGGCCUCCCUCUCGACACUAAGCUUAAACACUAGACAGCAAGAACUGCCAAAUAAUCGCUCGCAUAAUCACACGACUAGAUCAACAUCCGACUCCCAAAUACCACUACCGAGGGCUGUGACUGACUUGAACAAUCCUUCAUCAGUAUAUGAGAACAUUCCCAAAGAAUCGCGACCACCCCCGACGCCACCGCGGAAAUCAUGACAAAUGGAUUUUUAAACUGGUUGUGAACCACCAUCGAUGUCCAAUCCAAUCUGCCCUGUCUCUGUGUGGAGAGGGGUUGCACCACAAAAAAGUUGAAAAAAAAAUCGCGCAGUGAGAUCUAAAGAAAAAAAAACAGCCGGAACCCGGGUUCGAGAACAUAUAUAAGCAAAGUGUGAUUCAUGGUAGGAAAGGUGAAUUAAUUAAGCGCAUGUGACGAAGACGACGUGAUGAAACAAGUAACAUUCACAACAACAAAAAAACAACAUAAAUGGAGAUAAUAAAAAAAGAAGGUUAGGACGACUGCGAGAGAAGCAAACUGUUUUGUUAUCUUACUUAUAAAAAGAAAAUGUUUUUCCCGUUUUGUUUUUUAAACAUUCAAACCCACAAAAUCAAACAAAGCAUGCAAAAUUGCAACGGAGAAAAUGCAAGCAAAAUACAACCAGUUAAUAGAUAUUGCAUAUAUAUAAUAAUAUACAUUUACGAGAUAGUUUAGCAGAUAGAACUAGUUAUUUUUUUGGGAAAAUAAAACGAAAGCUCUUCCUACUCAUCCCCGCCGUCAUUUGAAACAAUAUAUUAGAAGAGAAGUUACAAAAAAAUCAACAAAAAAGAUCGUCUAUCGAAAUACAAUACAGAAAACAUAAAAAGAAAAAAAUAUUAGCGUAUCUAGUCUAACAAAUUGUCGCGCAGUUUGAAAA